This is a messenger RNA of Zea mays, 2044 nucleotides long. RefSeq lists its product as uncharacterized. The transcript is spliced from 2 exons. NCBI's taxonomy places the organism in Eukaryota, Viridiplantae, Streptophyta, Magnoliopsida, Poales, Poaceae. Bases 674 to 1798 code for a protein of 374 amino acids. The record is from RefSeq and is a predicted model, not a curated record.
AACGUCAUUCCGCUCGUCUCUCUCGCUCACAUCAACUCUCCAGGCAAAAUAUCCUGGGCGCGAUGGAUGCAACGCCAGCGAGCAAGAAGGCCACGCCGGCCGCCGCCGUCGCCGACGCGGUCCCGCUCGCUGCGCAGCAGGCGGCGGAGCAGCUGUCGUCGCCCGAAUCCGUCGCCGGCGUGAGGGCGAGCGGCAGCGAGGACGACGACGAGCAGGUGGAGAGGUUCUACGCGCUGCUGGACAACAUCCGCGCCAUGAGGGGCAUGGUCAGCACCGGCGGCGCGGCACCGGGGAGGAAGCGGGCGCGCGACGACGAGCCCCCGUGGCGGCCGGCGUUCCGGAUGGAGGACUUCGAGCUUGAGGAAUUCGACUCCGGCUCCGCGGGGUGCGACGGGGGAAAGAAGAAGAGGGAGAGCAGCAUCGCGAAGCGGCCGGCCGACGAGGAGGAGCAGGCCGAGGUAGUGGAGGCCAAAGGUCCCCGGUGUGGGCCGCGGCCGCCCCAGUCGCACAAGCCGCGGCGCGAGGGAGUGCGAGCCGUCGACACGUGACAGGAAUUAGAAUACACAGCCCUGCCCUGGUCCAAUUUGCACGUCUUUCACAUUUACGAUGAUAUUUCUAUAUUCUAUAUUCUAUCUAUACUACUCUAUUAAGUUUGUAGUGUCAGUGUCCACACAUGCAAUGCCCCCGCCUCGCGUUGCUCGUCCCCCUGCCCUGCCGCGAGUCGUCUCCGCCCACGUCGUCUCCCGAAAUCUCGCCCCCCGAGACGCGCCCGCGCCACGGCUGCCGCUCCUUCCGCCCCGCCUGCCCACCUCGACCACCCCUCCCCCGCGGGUGCUGCCAGAACUGGUGGGUGGAUGAUCUCUCCGUGGUCAAGGUCGACCACUCCCAGGUGCUCCUCGCCUCCGUCACCUUCUCCGCCCCCAUGCCGUUGCUCCGCCUCCGCGUGGCCUCUCCUAGGUCAGUCCUCCUCUUGAAGCCCGCAUAUUUCAGGUGUCCGCAGUCUCCGCAUAUUUCAGGUCAGGCCUCCCCGCCGCGAUCGAUGGGUCCGCGGUCUCCGUCCACUUCCGCCGGAUGUCCGUGUUCGCCUCCACCCGCCCCGUCGCGGCCGCCCUCGGCGCCGCCGCGUUCGAGGAGGUGCUCACGCUGGUCCCCGGUCUACUUCUCCCGCGGCGCCAAGGCCGUCGUCAAGUACGAGCCCCGCGCCUUAGCUGUCUCCGUCGCCGCCUCCACUCUCGACCUCGGUAAGCACGAGGUCAACCUCACCCGCCUUCUCCCGCUCUCGUUCGAGGAUCUCGAGGACGACGGCGACUCCGGCUUCGAGAAGUGGAGCACCAGCUUCCGGCUGUCCGGCCCCGUCCGCGGCGCGCGGCUUAACGUAACCUUCUCUUGCUCGCUCCUCGCGGGCGGCGGCACCAGCGAGCAGCACAGGGGCGGGGAAGUGGCGGGGCUGCGACGCGGCUCGAUGGCACGGGCAGUGUCAGUGCAAGUGCCGACGCCUUUGCCCGCGCGGAGCAGGGGCGUGAGGGUUCUCCACGAGGUGCUGCCCAGCUUGAGGUCUGCCAGGCCGGUGCCUUCUUCUGUUGCUGACGGGGGUCCUGAUGCGAGGAAGGAGGAGGUGGCAGCACCGGACUGCACGGAAGAGGGGUCUCCGGAGGCAAAGCACUGCACAUCGGUAGAGCCAAGCUGUGUACUGACGGAACGCCUUGAGCGAGAGCGAGGUUGCGCUCCACUCCACUCCACUCCACUAGCCAGUUCAGUUCUUGCUUCCUGCUCCUGUCGUGGUGCCCUGAGUCCCUGACUGCGAGGAGCUAGCUAUGCAUCCCUGCGGUGGCUGACGAACUGCGUAGCCUGAUCAAACAGGUACCGAAUAUGUUUUCUCACUUUGGUUUUGAUGCUCUUCUGUUUCGGAUUAUUGGGAUGUCUUUGUCAUGUUGAAUGCUGGGUUUCAGUUUUACAACUACAUUGGUGUAGCCUGUGUUCGUCAGCUUUGGUGGAUAGUUAAUAUAUUUUUUUUGAACAAAAUGGCACCUGAAAUGUUUCAAUU